AGUCUUAAAUUUAAAUUUAUGAGAAGACAGAUAAAAAUCUAAUACAAAAUUGUAUGAACUUUGCCUAAACCUACAGAAAUUCAAAUCCCAUGUCUGAAAUUUAUAAUCCUAAACUAGCGUGUGUAUUUUUCUUGGGUCAAAUCAAACUGACAAGAUCUUAGGCAUCUUCAUGUCUAUUCUGGUCAUGAGGAUAAUUAGCAACAGGGUUAUCAGAGUCCUAUUACAGCAAUAAGGGUAUGUGAAAGCCCCAUCGAAUCCAUGCUGUCACCGAGCUCUUAUCUUGGUUGUUCCUGCUCCCUAGCUAGCCCCUUUCUUCCUCAUAUCCCCCCUAUUCACCUUUCCAUUAGAAAUUCAAGUGCAUACUGAGUAUAUGUACACCAAACACGUCACUAUCAUUCAUUUGGGAAUUCAUGUCACUAUCAUUCUUUUGAGAAUUCAUGUAGCCGAUCAAAUGCUUGAGAUUGAAAAACCAAAUGGAUACCCAAUAUAUGUACAAAGAAUUUCUUUCUUCCCAGCUCCCAAGUGAACGAGACUCAUUCCAAUCUGUUGGGGAACAACAAAGUACAGGCAGUGAUUACAUCCUCCCGCCUUACCAACUCCCUAGUAAUCAAUGAGACUCGUUCCAAUCUGUCCCUGCACAAGUACAAGCAAUUAUUUUCUUCAAAACAAGCAUGGGGGGCGUGGGAGCUCUCGUUUCCCACAGCAUCAGAGUGUUCCUCCUUUCACCAUCCUAUAAAUAAUCCUCACUUUCAUCAAUUACACCAGCACAAGCUGAUCAAAACCAUUCCCAAAAUGGCCAUUUACCUCACCUUCUCCCUCUUCUCCUUCUACCUCCUCUCGAACUUCCUCACCAUAGCCACCAACUGGAUUUUCUCAGAGCAAAUCGCCAACGCAAAGGUCACAAAUCGCAUGGAAAAAAUGACUCACCUCCAUUUUUACUUCCAUGACAGUAUCAAUGGGGAAAAUGCAACCUCCGCAAUAAUUGCUGCACCAACAGACAAGAGGUUUGCUGGUGGUUUUGGAACAACCAUGAUCAUGGAUGAUCCCUUGACAGAAGGUGCAGAUCUCAGUUCGAGGCUCGUGGGAAGGUCUCAAGGAAUGUAUGCUCUGGCUUCCCAGCACGAGGUAGGGCUGCUCAUGGUCACAAAUUUUGCUUUCUUGGAGGGUAAGUACAAUGGGAGUACUUUGAGCAUUCUUGGACGGAAUCUAGUCUCUGAUACGGUGAGGGAAAUGCCAAUUGUGGGAGGCAGCGGGCUGUUCAGGUUUGCUCGUGGAUAUGUGUUGGCAAAGACAUUCUCAUUUUCUCAGAAGGCUGGUGUUGCUGUUGUUGAAUACAAUGUCUAUGUAGUGCACUACUGAAAGUUUCUAGUACCUUGCAUGGUUUGGUUUGUCUUUGUUUUCCUUUAUGGUGAUGGUCACCUAUCUUUAGCUUUUCUUCUAGUCAUGGCCAUUGUUUGUUAGCUUCCCUUGGUGUUUCCUCUGGUCUGUGAAAGGAAGUAUUGUGGAAUGAAGAAGCUCUUUCUAACCAAAA
This is a messenger RNA of Malania oleifera, 1531 nucleotides long. Its product is annotated as dirigent protein 22-like. NCBI's taxonomy places the organism in Eukaryota, Viridiplantae, Streptophyta, Magnoliopsida, Santalales, Ximeniaceae. Bases 793 to 1359 code for a protein of 188 amino acids. The transcript has a single exon. The record is from RefSeq and is a predicted model, not a curated record.